Molecule: messenger RNA, 831 nt
Organism: Bufo gargarizans (Asiatic toad)
Lineage: Eukaryota; Metazoa; Chordata; Amphibia; Anura; Bufonidae
Product: neural proliferation differentiation and control protein 1-like
Exons: 9
Coding region: 1-831 (276 amino acids)
Cellular component (GO): membrane
Source: RefSeq, a predicted model, not a curated record
AUGGAAGAGGCUAAAGACGACUUGCACGGUCGCUGUCUUUCAAGCCUGGACUGUGUGAUGAAGAACAGAGAAAUGUGUCCUCCAGGCCGCCGGGAAUGUGGCCCCUGCAUAAGCAACUAUGAGGAAUCCAAUUUUGGAAUGUGCAAAUUAAAAGUGAGCAGCAGAUUGAAGAUCCUGGAGCCCGAUUCAGUGAUAGAUGUUAUCCAAGAAUACAGUAUCAGCAAAGGACACAGAAUAAACCCAACGGGGACAGUGUCCACCACUACCAUGACCACCACCACCGCCGCUGCUGCUGCUGCUGCUGCAUCCCCACAUCUUACUUCCGCAGGAGAUAAACCCAAACUUCUCCAAAGUAGCUCUGAUGUCCGCACCCCAUCACUGCUCGCCUCUACGUUCCCACCACAGAUGAAAGAUAGGAAGCUGGGCAGGAGGAGGAAGAGCGAGAUGAACCAGACCAUGUCACUAACGCUGAUAGUCAUCUGCAGCCUGACCGCCAUGUCUGGGAUACUUGUGGUGGCAACGUGCUGGUACAGGUUACAAAAAGAAGUGCGUCUUGCACAAGAGAUGGCGUAUACAGCAUACAAAGGGAGCAGGCAGCACCCAAGCCAAAGGUCGGCAGAUCAGAUGUCUCACUAUAUGCAACAUUACAGCGCUCAGAAGAAGCACUUCCAGGCACGGGAGAGCUCAGAAAAGAAGCCUUGCCAGCAGCUGUCCACUGACUCUGAGGCGGAUACUGAGGAAUUUGCCAUCUACGAGUGUCCUGGACUUGCCCCUACAGGAGAGAUGGAAGUUCAUAAUCCUCUGUUUGACCCGUCACGGACCAAGCAUUGA